Chrysemys picta bellii (western painted turtle) is the source of this 937-nucleotide messenger RNA. It is a transcript of the gene HDDC2, whose product is annotated as HD domain containing 2. Gene Ontology annotation, cellular component: cytoplasm. The record is from RefSeq and is a predicted model, not a curated record. Gene Ontology annotation, molecular function: 5'-deoxynucleotidase activity. Lineage: Eukaryota; Metazoa; Chordata; Testudines; Emydidae.
GGGCGGGUCCUCACCGGCCCGCCCCAGCCCUGCACUAGGGUUUGGCGUGUCUCGGCCAUUGCUGGGCUCCCCGCCUCGUCUUCCAGGCAGCAACGUCUCGCUGCAGGGCCAGCGGGGGGAGAAGGCGCCGGCGGGUGCUUGAGCUCGCCCGGGACAAAGCGGAAGGGGAGGCGGGUCCCGGCAGCAGCUGCAGCCCCGCGCGAGGCGGACUCCGCGAGCCCCGCUGCUUCUUCCUCGGCCCGCUCCGCCGGCAGCCCCAUGGCCGCGGCCCCGCUGGGCGGCGCCGCCGGGAGCCUGCUGCAGUUCCUGAGGCUGGUGGGGCAGCUCAAGAGAGUACCACGAACAGGCUGGGUGUACAGGAAUGUAGAGAAACCAGAGAGUGUAUCAGAUCAUAUGUACAGGAUGGCAGUCAUGGCUUUGGUAACUGAAGAUAAACAACUUAAUAAAGACAGAUGUGUACGGCUAGCUCUGGUUCACGAUAUGGCUGAAUGCAUUGUUGGAGAUAUAGCACCUGCAGAUAACAUCUCCAAAGAGGAGAAACAUCAGCGAGAGGAGGAGUCUGUCUUUCAGGCAGCUAUGAAACAUUUGACCCAGCUGCUAUCAGAAGGCCUGAGAAAAGAAAUCUAUGAACUCUGGGAAGAAUAUGAACACCAGUCUACAGCAGAAGCCAGAUUUGUAAAAGAGCUGGAUCAGUGUGAGAUGAUACUCCAAGCAUCUGAGUAUGAAGAGUUGGAAAAAAUGCCUGGAAGACUGCAGGACUUUUAUGAUUCAACUUCAGGAAAAUUUAAUCACCCAGAAGUAGUCCAACUUGUGUCUUCCAUUAAUACAGAAAGAAAUAAAAAAAUAGCUGCUACAGCAAGUGAGCCAUGCACUUGAUUGAUUUUAAAGCUUCUGUAGCUAAAAUAAAAUAUUUAUUUUGCUGCUACAGCAUCACUAA